Molecule: messenger RNA, 2224 nt
Organism: Carassius auratus (goldfish)
Lineage: Eukaryota; Metazoa; Chordata; Actinopteri; Cypriniformes; Cyprinidae
Gene: fam131ab
Product: family with sequence similarity 131 member Ab
Exons: 5
Coding region: 133-1116 (327 amino acids)
Source: RefSeq, a predicted model, not a curated record
CUGCAUGUGACGUCAUCCAGCAUCCAUCCCGCCGUAUCCUUGGAGAAAUCGUUCCAUGGCGACUGGUUGCUAUAGAAAUGCUCAUUUCCUUCUAAGCUCCAGUGGAAUAACGAGGUGUGAGCGCGACGUGGCAUGCCUCUGACGACAGACUCCAUGGAGAAGCUUUUGUUCCUGUGUGGAGCGAGCGGAGAGCCGGUAAAUGUUGAGGACGGUAGCGACAUGUUACCCAAAUCCAGACGAGCUCUCACCAUUCAAGAGAUCGCAGCGCUGGCCAGGUCUUCACUCCACGGUUUCUCGCAGGUGGUCAAAGAUCAUGUGACGAAGCCCACGGCGAUGGCGCAGGGCCGCGUGGCUCACCUGAUCGAGUGGAAGGGCUGGUGUAAACCCAGCGACACACCCGUCGCCCUCGAGUCACACCUCACAUCGUACUCACAUCUGUCCGAGGGCGAGCAGGAGGCACGAUUCGCUGCAGGAGUGGCAGAGCAGUUUGCCAUCGCGGAGGCAAAGCUUCGCGCCUGGUCUUCAGUGGAUGGUGACGAGUCUAACGACGAUUCUUAUGAUGAAGAUUUUCUACCUGCAAACGAGCCUGUUACACAGAGCACAGAUCUGUCCUCGUACCCUCAUUACCUGCGGGAUCUCCUGCACACUCAGGUGUGUCGUGCUCACCUGCGGGGGCGUGGCCUGUGUGAGGCGGAGAGCGGUGUGGGCGGUGACCUUUCACCUCCCGUGGGGUCACCGGGGUCACCAACAGACACGCUCUGCUCCAGCAUGUGCAGCUUGGACGAGAGACACCCGUUGCUUCGGGAUCUCGGGCGUCACACGGACACGCCUGCCUCCGACAUCACCGCCAAGAUACUCGGUGCUCUUCAGGGAGGGGAGGAGCUACUGUUAGCCCGCCUACACAGGGCGGGGCACAGACGAGGCCACUCCCCCUGCUGCUUGGAAACGUUUUCCGAGACGUUCGAAGAAGAGGACAUGCCUUGUAAGGAAUGCAGGGGCGGAGUCUGCCUUCCGUCAGAAUAUUCCACACGGAGGAAGGUAUCGGAUGUGGCUUCGUCUGGCAUCGUCUCACUCGAUGAAGACGACGUGGUGGAUGAAGAGCAAGAAGAACAGUGAACAUUGCAUGUUUCUUUCAAACUCCACCCACUUAUUUGCAUUCGGACUCCACCCUUCGAUUUGCAUUCAUACUUUUCCCGUUGAUUUGCAUAUGGGCUCCACCCACUUAUUUGCAUUCAGACCACACCCACUGGUUUGCAUUCAGGCUCCACCCACUUAGUUGUAUUUCGACUCCGCCUGUUGGGUUUGCAUAUGGGCUCCACCCACUUAUUUGCAUUCAGACCACACCCACUGGUUUACAUUCAGGCUCCGCCCACUUAGUUGCAUUCCACUCUGCCUGCUGGUUUGCAAAUGGACUCCACCCACUUAUUUGCAUUUGGACUCCACCUGUUGGUUUUGCAUAUGGGCUCCACCCACUUAUUUACAUUUUGGGCGCCAGUUGCUGCUUCUCUUUUGAAAAAAAAUGAAUCUUUCAUUCUCAGGCUCAUGAAAAAAAUGCAUCUUGACAAUUAAAUGGAGGAACGCAAGACUGACGUCGCCCUAAUUAUCAUGCAUGUGUCAUGCAGGAGCCAGACUGAGCGUGAAGUCCUGGACGUCCAGUUGUUUCGCACUGUUUGUGGAUUUGGCUGUUGUGCAUUUCCCGCUCCUCAUGUGACGUCAGGCCCCAUUGCAUUCUGGGUCUUGAUCACAUGAUGCCUGUUCCCCGGUCCCUGGUUGGCAUGGCUUGCUGAUUACGUCAAAAACUUACCGUCGUUUACAAAGAGACGGACGAAUGCUGAAUGUUUAUAUGACAAAGAAUGCUUAAGAAUACCGACGAUCAAGUUAUGCUGUUUUUCUAUUAUUAUUAUUAUUAUUAUAAAUUUUGAUUAUAUUAUUAAAUGGAAUGUUUGUUUUUGCCUGUUUUAAAGCAUUUUCGUCCUCAGACGGACACAAUGAAUGUUGAUCUAGUGUUGGUGAAUUGUAAAUGUGGGUCAGUUCGAAGGACUUUUGGAGAGUUGCUCUAUUUUUGUACGUGUGGUUUUUGCGGUGAAUUUGAAGUAAGUGAGUAACACUGUGGUUCGUUCACAAGAUGCUUGUUUAUUGCUUUCUUUCUCUCUUUCCGUCUCUGAAUUAUCACUGUGUGAUAUUGUCUACAUCAAGAAAAAAUAACACUAAUGUGAAAACGAAA